ACAUGCUUUCUGUGUGCUCUUUCUGCAAUCUGCCCGGCACAACUUCCAAGUCGCGGUAUAUUAGCUGUCAUUAUAAGGAAAUCACAAACUUUUAACUUAUUUAUUGAAUAAUCAUGAGCUUCACCAUCGAGGAGAGAGGAAAUCCCAACACCCUGAGUUAUAGGGUGUUUCUAAAAGACUCCAAAGGAAAGUACAUUUCUCCAUUCCAUGAUAUACCGAUUUAUGCGAAUGAAACUCAGAACAUCUUCCAUAUGGUUGUUGAAGUGCCACGAUGGACAAAUGCAAAGAUGGAGAUUGCCACAAAAGAUGCUCUGAACCCCAUCAAGCAAGACGUGAAGAAAGGGAAAUUGCGUUAUGUUGCCAAUGUGUUUCCUCAUAAAGGCUACAUCUGGAACUAUGGAGCAAUUCCGCAGACUUGGGAGGAUCCGGGUCAUAAAGACGAUGACACAGGGUGUUGCGGUGACAACGAUCCCAUUGACGUCUGUGAAAUAGGCAGCAAGGUGUGUUCCAGAGGAGAGGUCAUUAAAGUGAAGGUUUUGGGCACACUGGCAUUGAUUGAUGAAGGAGAAACAGACUGGAAGGUGAUUGCAAUCAACAUUGAUGACCCUGAAGCAAAGGAACUUAACGAUAUUGAUGAUGUCAGGAGGCUGAAACCAGGCUACCUGGAGGCGACGGUGGACUGGUUCCGCAAGUACAAAGUCCCAGAUGGCAAACCUGAAAACCAGUUUGCAUUUAACGGCGAGUUCAAAGAUAAGGACUUUGCCAUCGAGAUCAUAAAGAGCACCCAUGGUUUUUGGAAAGCUCUGGUGUCUAAAAAGACGAGCAGUGGGGAACUGAGCUGUACAAACACUUGCAUCUCGGACAGUCCUUUCUGUUGCUCUGAAGCAGAGGCUCAGGCUGUUAUUGAUGCAACCUGUCCUUGUGGAAAUCCAGAACCUCUUCCAUCAACAGUGGACAAGUGGCACUAUUUGGGAUAGCAGUGAUCCGAGAGGAAUACCUGAAGGGUGGAUCAGAGCUCUUUGUCAUCUGCCUAGAAACUGUACUUGAAUCAGUCUUUAAAUAUUAGGUUUUAUGUAUUUAAGCAUAUCAAAAAAGUAGGCAAUGGUGGAAAAUAACAUAAUCUCCCAUUAAUAUCAAAGUUAGGAAGACAUGAAUGAAUCAGUCACAAUAAAACUAGCUUGUGUUUUACUUUAUUUAUGAAAGCCUUUAAGACUUGAACUUUUUUGCUAUAGAUUUCCAAUCAUUGUAAUUAAUCUGUUAAAACCCAGGAGCUGCAGCUGCAAGCACUACAAUGUUGCUUUAAUAAAACCUUUCCUCUUCGUAAGACA
Lepisosteus oculatus (spotted gar) is the source of this 1328-nucleotide messenger RNA. RefSeq names its product inorganic pyrophosphatase 1. Lineage: Eukaryota; Metazoa; Chordata; Actinopteri; Semionotiformes; Lepisosteidae. Gene Ontology annotation, molecular function: inorganic diphosphate phosphatase activity; magnesium ion binding. Gene Ontology annotation, cellular component: cytoplasm. Gene Ontology annotation, biological process: phosphate-containing compound metabolic process. The record is from RefSeq and is a predicted model, not a curated record.